AUGAUAGAACUGACUUCAGAGGAGAGAGAAACUACGUCAUUGAUCGUGAAACUGUGGAGCCAGUGGGUGCGGAGUGAAUCGCCGUUGAGUGAACUAGGUCGCAGGUGUGGACUCGGGACAGCCGGACUUGAUGGCCGCCGGGCAGUGGCAGCUGCGUGCGGUCUGAUCGUUACCUCCGGGAAGUGGCUGGUGUGUGCUGAGUGUGGGAAGGUGACUCACGGGCUCCAGCCGUCGGUAGUUGGAGAGUAUCGCCAAUCGUUGAUAGAGAUUGGGGAAUCGGAGACGAUAAUUAGGGCAUGCUUUCGUGCUUCAUGA
Striga asiatica is the source of this 315-nucleotide messenger RNA. NCBI's taxonomy places the organism in Eukaryota, Viridiplantae, Streptophyta, Magnoliopsida, Lamiales, Orobanchaceae. The record is from the annotation of a GenBank genome assembly.